Scheffersomyces stipitis CBS 6054 is the source of this 921-nucleotide messenger RNA. RefSeq names its product phosphoserine phosphatase. Lineage: Eukaryota; Fungi; Ascomycota; Pichiomycetes; Serinales; Debaryomycetaceae. Gene Ontology annotation, cellular component: cytoplasm. The coding region runs from base 1 to 921 and encodes 306 amino acids. The record is from RefSeq and is a predicted model, not a curated record. The transcript has a single exon. Gene Ontology annotation, molecular function: magnesium ion binding; L-phosphoserine phosphatase activity. Gene Ontology annotation, biological process: L-serine biosynthetic process; dephosphorylation.
AUGUCCGAGGAAUACGCUCUUACAGUGAUAGCACACGGCUGUGAGUUAUCUGCAGAAGAUUUGACAGCCGUAAAGACGUUGUUGACCGAUGUCUUGAAAGUUGGAAAAUUCACCUCUCAGGAUCUAUCCACCAGAGCUGUAGACUUCUAUUUCCAAUCUGCCAAACCAGAAGAACUCCAACUGGCUGUGAAAAAUGAGUUGUUGAACAAUUCUAAUCACUAUGAUUUGGUUUUCCAGAAACAAUCCACAAGAAAAUCCAAGAAGUUGUUCAUCUUCGAUAUGGAUUCAACUCUCAUCUACCAGGAAGUCAUCGAGUUGAUCGCAGCCUAUGCUAACAUUGAAGAUAAAGUAGCAGAAAUAACAGAAAGAGCCAUGAAUGGCGAACUUGAUUUCAAUGCUUCAUUGGCUGAAAGAGUGCUGUUGCUCAAGGGAAUCGAUGCUACGUCUAUCUGGGAAGAGUUGAAACACAAGAUCGAAGUAACCAAUGGAGCCAAAGAACUCUGUCUUGCGUUAAAGAAACUUAAUGUGGUCAUGGGUGUCUGUUCUGGGGGCUUCAUUCCUUUGGCUGAACAUGUGAAGCUUCACUUGGGUUUGGACUAUGCCUAUGCCAAUGUUCUUGGAACCAACGAGAAGUUGGAGUUAGACGGUACUACCACCGGCCCAAUUGUCAAUGGCGAAAUGAAGGCUGAGCUCCUUCUUAAAAUCGCCAAGAACCAUGGCAUAGAUCCCCAGGAUGCGGUCGCUGUAGGUGACGGUGCCAAUGACUUGAAGAUGAUGUCUGUUGCUGGCUUUGGUGUAGCCUGGAAUGCCAAGCCAAAGGUGCAACAGUUGGCCCCUUCGUGUUUGAAUUCGGACUCAUUAUUGGAUAUCUUGUACAUAUUAGGCUAUACUGAAGCUGAGAUCAAGGAGUUGGUCAACUAG